Molecule: messenger RNA, 1151 nt
Organism: Malurus melanocephalus (red-backed fairy wren)
Lineage: Eukaryota; Metazoa; Chordata; Aves; Passeriformes; Maluridae
Exons: 8
Coding region: 37-873 (278 amino acids)
Molecular function (GO): oxidoreductase activity
Source: RefSeq, a predicted model, not a curated record
ACUAAGGGAAGCUGGRUUGUUGCUGUCCUGGAACUCAUGAACACAGUCACUGGUGGGACACGGCGAGUCCCAGACCUCGCAGUGUCACAUGGUACUUCCCACCAAGGUGGCUAUUCCCAUGCUGCGGUGGUCCAUGCCCUACAGAAAUGUGGCAUUCGUCAUAUUGACACAGCAAAAAGAUAUGGCUGUGAAUCCCUGCUCCAAAGGGCCAUCAGASAGAGUGGUGUGAAGCGAGAGGACCUCUGGAUAACUACCAAACUGUGGCAUAGUGAUUAUGGCUAUGAAAACACAAAAAAGGCCUGCUUGGAGUCAUGUGAAAGACUUGGUGUUCAAUAUCUUGAUCUUUAUCUGAUGCACUGGCCUGAUGCACAAGUUCCAGGUAAAAGCAAUCGAGAGGUCCGAGCUGAAACCUGGAGAGCRAUGGAAGAACUCUAUGAGAAAGGUUUGUGUAAAUCAAUUGGCGUAAGCAAUUUUCUUAUCASCCAUCUUGAGCAACUAAAGGAAGACUGUGUGAUUACUCCACAUGUUAAUCAAGUUGAAUACCACCCUUUCCAAAGACCUCAGGAGCUGGUUGAUUAUUGUAGAAGCAGAGAUAUUGUUUUUGAAGGCUACUGUCCUUUAGCCAAAGGUGAAGCGCUCACUCAUCCUACUAUCAUUCAGCUGGCAAAGAAGUAUGGCAGAACUCCAGCACAGAUUUGUAUACGCUGGAGCAUACAGAAUGGGAUUGUCACUAUUCCAAAGUCAACAAAAGCAGAACGGAUAGAGGAAAACUGCAAGGUGUUUGAUUUUACAAUAGCAGAAGAUGAUGUUGAAAUUCUGAAUGGAAUGCAUGAUGGGAGACACGUUUCGUGGGAUCCAAGUCAUAUUGUGUGAAUCAAGGUUUUUGAUUCUAAUCUGAGGAAAGAAGAUGUAGAAUUUCUGAACACUAUGAAUAUAAACAGAAAAUUAGUUCAUCUAACCUAUUCACUGUGGAAAGAAUAAUUUAAAACCAGAUCAUGCAAAACUGGAAAAGUCAUGCAACUGAAACAUUAAUUAAUUUUAAACUGAACAAUAAAUCUAAAUUGUUCUCUUUAGGUAUCUCAGUGUCACUCAAGAAUCAAUAUAAAUGGUUUGUAUUUACUCUUAUGUUGACAAAUUAAUAAAAUAAUUUA